AUGAUGCGUCUUCUCUGCAUCGUUCCGUACUUCUUCAUCAUCAUCUACGUAUCCUUCUGUGAAGAGACAUUGCGAAUCGUCAUGCUGUUCCCUACACUCCUCCUCGCUGCCGUGGCGCAGGCUGCGCCUCAGUUCGGUGGCUCUCAGGGCUUCACAAUGUUGCGGUUUGGGUGCGCUCAGAAUGUUAUCGACCGCAUUGAUCCUCUUGUCAACCCAGGCCAAGCGCCGUCGCCGCAUAUGCAUCAGGUAGUUGGGGGUAAUGCCUUCAACGUCACAAUGCAGUCGACGGAUAUUGCCAAGCUUGCGACAUGCACUACUUGCGGGUACUCGGAGGACCUUUCCAACUACUGGACCGCGAAUGUCUACUUCAAGGCCCGCAAUGGAACAUACAAGCGCGUACCUCAAAUCCCUAACAGGGAUCUCUUCAACGACAAGUACACUGGAAAGACCACCGGAGGCUUUGUCGUCUACUACGUCUCUGGAGGCAAGGGCCAAGUCACUGCCUUCAAGCCCGGCUUCCGCAUGCUCACCGGCGAUGCCACCAACCGCGUCUCGAAGGGUCUGAAGACUCAGACUUGCUUCCGAUGCUACAACGCGCCCAACUUUGGUGGCGAUAAUGCCGCGCCUUGCCAGGAUGCCAAACUUGAUACCGAAGGCUUCCCUACGACACCUUGCCCGGGUGGUAUCCGUAGCAACGUUCUCUACCCAACAUGCUGGGACGGAAAGAACCUCGAUUCACCCGACCACAAAUCGCACGUCGCGUACCCCUCCAACGGCCCGGCUCUGUUCUCUGGUACUGGCACUGGUGGCAAUUGCCCGUCGACUCAUCCCGUGAAGAUCCCACAGGUCAUGCUCGAGAUCGUCUGGGAUACCAGCAAGUUCAACAACAAAGCGGAGUGGCCCGCCGAUGGCUCGCAACCCUUCGUCCUCUCCACCGGUGACAACACUGGGUAUGGACAGCACGGAGACUACGUCUUCGGCUGGAAGGACGACUCGCUGCAGAAGGCUAUGGAUGAUGCCAAGGGCUGCAUGGGUGCCAACUGCGGUAGCUUGAAGACGCAGCAGCCUGCUGAUGGAAACAAGUGUCUUGUACCCAACCGUGUAAAGGAGGAGCGCGAUGGCUGGUUGACGGCGCUGCCGGGUAUGGAGGGUAUGCCGAUGUUGUAG
Molecule: messenger RNA, 1167 nt
Organism: Alternaria ethzedia
Lineage: Eukaryota; Fungi; Ascomycota; Dothideomycetes; Pleosporales; Pleosporaceae
Exons: 7
Coding region: 1-1167 (388 amino acids)
Source: RefSeq, a predicted model, not a curated record